Microdochium trichocladiopsis is the source of this 1167-nucleotide messenger RNA. RefSeq names its product alpha-ketoglutarate dependent xanthine dioxygenase. Lineage: Eukaryota; Fungi; Ascomycota; Sordariomycetes; Xylariales; Microdochiaceae. Gene Ontology annotation, molecular function: oxidoreductase activity. The coding region runs from base 1 to 1167 and encodes 388 amino acids. The record is from RefSeq and is a predicted model, not a curated record. The transcript has 2 exons.
AUGGCCAUCUCGUCGAGACUACAGGUCGAGCCCCUCCAGGCACCAGAGUCGUCUGGUGUCAACUUUGGAGCAGUCGUCCCCAACGCCAAUCUUGAGAACCUGACGGAUGCCGACUUCGAGGUUAUCCGCGAGGCCCUCUACACCCACCAAGUCGUCGUGUUCAAGAACCAGCAAGGUCUCUCGCCAAAGGCCCAGUUCGAGCUGACCCGCCGCUUUGACCCGUCGGCGACCUCGUACGGCCACGGUAAGACGCUCGACGCCAAGCGCAGCAUCCUCCACCCAGACCUCAAGACCAUCCCCCACCAGCCGCAGGUCCAGGUCAUCGGCCACGGCUUCGUCGCCGAGCACGAGGGCCUGACCAAUAUCCAGCUGCGCCACCCGCACCACAAGACAUUCCAUGCCACCGCCAUCCCCGAGGACCUCGACCGCGACCACACCCGCUUCUACCGCUGGCACAUCGACGCUGCUCUCUACGGUGAGCUCGCGCCGCCCCUCGUGACCACGCUUCUGGCCGCCAGCGUCCCCGGCGGUGGCCGCCGCCAGACAUGCCACUACGACGACGACAUGUCGAGCGACGACGACAGUCUCGACACUCUCGACGUGGCCCUCGGCACCACCGCUUUCGCAUCCGGCUACACGACCUACGACCAGCUGUCUCCGGAGGACCAGCUCUACGCGCGCACGACCAAGGUCGAGUACGCCGAGCACCCAUACAUCUGGAUGAGCUCGGCUAAGUCGCGCGCCGACGGCCUGGGCCUGGUCUCCCAAGGGCUCGAGCUGGCUCCGGAGCAGCUCCCGCCCUCGGACCCUUCGCAGAUCCAGACCCUGCCCAUGUGCUGGAAGAACCCGCUCACGGGAAAGCUCGCGCUGCAGAUCCACCCGUCCGCCGUGCGCAGGCUGCACCUCGCCGACGGCACCGUGGUCGACGACCUCGCCGAGGUCCGCGACAUCUGCCACCGCCUGCAGCGCCCGGGCAUCGCGCCCAGGAAUGUGUACGCUCACGACUGGCAGGUUGGCGAUCUUGUGCUGUUCCACAACCGCGGCGUGCUGCACAGUGUCGUGGGGGCUUUUGCCGAGGGCGAGGUUCGGUUGUUCCAUCAGUGCAAUGUUGCUGCUAGUCAUUUCCCCGUGGGGCCGGAUAGCGAAGUGGAUGCGGCAGGAAAUUAG